AUGGCCCUGUCAUUGUUCCAACAAAUGCAACAGUGGUCAGCCCAGCACGAUUGGAAACAGUGCACCAACUGGCUACUAGCAAUCGGUUCCAAAGAUCUAAAAUUAGGACAAUCAAAAUAUCUCACCUUCUGGGACAUGAAUAAAGGGCAGUUAAAAGCCCUUACUACCCUUAAUGGGGGUGCGAAUUUACAUCCCCAACGAAAUGCGGUUGGUCUGUACAGUCAACUGUAA
Gryllus bimaculatus (two-spotted cricket) is the source of this 231-nucleotide messenger RNA. NCBI's taxonomy places the organism in Eukaryota, Metazoa, Arthropoda, Insecta, Orthoptera, Gryllidae. The record is from the annotation of a GenBank genome assembly.